This is a messenger RNA of Ambispora gerdemannii, 2649 nucleotides long. NCBI's taxonomy places the organism in Eukaryota, Fungi, Glomeromycota, Glomeromycetes, Archaeosporales, Ambisporaceae. The record is from the annotation of a GenBank genome assembly.
AUGGUAAGCGUAAAUUUUGAAUCCACCGCGGUACAAAGACCACCAAUUGUAAUCUACUCCCACGACGGAAGUAAAACGGAACAAAAACAUGCUCUUCCAGCCGUAUUCAGAGCUCCUAUUCGUCCGGAUAUCGUGAACGCGGUUCACACAAGCAUCGCAAAGAACAAACGUCAACCUUAUGCAGUAUCAAAGAAAGCAGGACAUCAGACUUCCGCCGAGUCUUGGGGAACAGGUCGUGCGGUUGCUCGAAUUCCUCGUGUUUCGGGUGGUGGUACUCAUCGUGCUGGUCAGGGUGCUUUUGGUAACAUGUGCCGAGGUGGUCGCAUGUUUGCUCCAACUAAAAUCUGGCGUAAAUGGCAUGUCAAAACAAACCUAAAUCAAAAACGUUACGCUACCGCAUCCGCACUAGCAGCAUCAUCAGUCCCACCACUAGUCUUAGCACGCGGUCACAGAAUCGAAGAAAUUGCCGAAAUCCCACUAGUGGUCUCCAACGACAUCGAAUCCUUGGCAAAGACCAGAGCAGCUGUGGCUCUUUUAAAAGCCGUAAACGCUUACCGAGACGUCGUAAAAGUAUCAAAUUCGCGUAAACUACGUGCCGGUAAAGGUAAAAUGCGAAAUCGUCGACACCGUCAACGUCGUGGUCCACUUAUUGUGUAUAACGAAGAUCAUGGGGUGGUAAAAGCGUUCCGUAAUAUCCCGGGCGUGGAGUUGGUCAAUGUUCGACAUUUGAAUUUACUUUUGUUGGCGCCAGGUGGACAUUUGGGUCGGUUUAUCAUUUGGUCGCAUGGCGCUUUUGCGUUGUUGGAUGAUUUGUAUGGAACUUAUCAGAAGCCUGCUUCUCUCAAGAAAGAUUAUCGUUUGCCAUCACAUAUCAUUUCCAGCAGUGAUGUCACACGCAUUAUCAAUUCCACAGAAAUCCAAUCUGUACUUCGACCAGCCGGCGAGAAGCACCAAAAACGACCAUACACUCAAAAGAAGAAUCCACUACGAAACAACGGCGUGCUUAUUAGACUUAAUCCGUACGCUAAAGUGUUACGUCGUGCUGAAAUUCUGAAUGCUGAGAGACGUGCUGCCAACAAAAUUACAAAGAAGAAACGGCCGUCCAAGUCCACGACUAAAGCUUCCAAAAAAAACCAAGACCCAAAGUUUUCUUUUGCCCCUAUAACUUCAACUUCUUCCUUUCCAACACAGACACCUCAAACAUCGCCUCCACCACCAAAACCAAUACUCACAAGUGACAAUCUCUUUUACCCACUUUCCCGAUCCCCAAUACCAGACAUACAAAAUCGCGCCAAAAUUAUAAACACGUAUGGCACGUGUCCUAUCUGUAUUUCGCAACCGCAGCAGCAGCAACGACAGUCUAUUUAUGAGUGUCCCGGCUGCGGGUAUCCUACUCACUGUUCAAAAGAACACUAUGAACAGGAUAUAGAGGAGCACCGGAAGGUUUGUGUUUGGUUAAGAGAGGCUAACGAGGAUGAACAUGAUUUGAGAAGCGGGCGAAAGAUGACGGAAUUCGAUUUUCCAGGUGAACAGGAUCUAGAUCAAAGAGUUAAUAUGCUCACAUGGGAUACAUAUUUCUACACGCGUAAUUUCCCAAGCUUGGAUGAAGACCGCUCACUAAGACAUGUUACUAAACCUUUAACAUACCCAGUUACUAUGGCGUCAGUUUUACAUGAAUCAGGACCUUAUUCACUUCGUAAUCGGUUGACGAGCGAAGGGUUAAAAUCUUUGAUUGCACUUCAGUUAGAUCAAGUAAUUCGUAUAAUGGUGGUUGGAGCUCGAGCGGAAGCUCAAUUGCCCGCCGACGUAUAUAACGAAAUAUGCCAUCUCUUUCCCGACAACACCUUUCACAUACACUUUAUCGGGCCUGAAUCUUUACCACCACCUUCGUUUUCACCAUCACCACCACAACAGAAUAGGGAUGAGGAAAAGGGGGAAAAAUUAUCACCAUUUUCAACUAUAACAAAACAUUAUGGUCCACGACUAAGUUUCACUUGGGCCAAACAAAUGUAUCACGAUUAUCACGAGAGUAUGCAUCCAUUUGAUCCAUACACCGAUGUUUUCUUUCUGUUUAGUCCUGGAUUUGCGCAACCUAACGGGAAAGAUUUUUGGGGGAAGACGUUAAAAAAAAUGUUGGCUACAAAGUGUGCUAUUUUUGUGACUGGCUAUGAUGAAGAGGAUAUGUUGAAAGGGGAUGAAACUCAACAAGAAGCUGAUACUAAUAUGGAUCAAGAUAGUGAUUUAAAAAAUAAUAUAAAGAAAGAUAAAACUGUACCCGAACUCGAUUGGUUAUUAACACCAGGUAGGAAUGUGUUUCGUAGUCUGAAGCGUGACAUUGAUUUACAAGAUGUACGAAAACAUAUUUUCACAAAUUGGGGAAUUUAUGGUAUACGUGGGAAACGUGGAACGAGAGCGGAAGAGGAUGAACGUGACGAAGUGGCAGUCGAGGAAGCCUCUCCCAUUACCACUCAUCCCUGUUUCCAUGUUCACAGUCCUUUACCACGUGUUGUCACUCCUCCCCCUCAACAUGACUCUUUCUAUUUGCACAGGCUCAACGACCACGAACACCUGAACAUCUUAUUUCCGUCAAAUGCUCUUGUUGCAGAUGAUGAACCUCCGAUAGAGUGGGAAUUCAACACAAUGAUUAGG